AUGUCUGUGGAAUCAGUGAAUUCCGAGAUAGUUGAAUUAAAUGUCGAGUUGAAAGUGUGUUUGAAAGCCCUGAACAAUUAUGACAAGGAUGAGUUCUUCAUCGACCACCCAGUCUAUCAACAUUUGGAUGCAACGGAUCAUGGCGCACGUUUGGAAUUCUUGAGGAAAGAAAAGGAACAAAAGGAGGAAGACUUGAGGAAAGCAAACAAGUUCAUGAGGGCAAGUGAUCUCUAUCUAUUGAAAGCUGUACCCCCUUCAACUCGUCCACCGCGUUCCCCAAUUCUAUCAAGAAAACCGUCCAAGGUGCCUCCAUCGACAGGAAAAGACAGGCCCAAUGCAACCACACCAAAGGAUAGUCCAUCCUCGAAUGAAGGGAAAAUCGAAGGUCUGAAGCAUGCGUCCGAUGACAAAAACACGACUAUGCAGUCAUCCCUGUUGUGUGGAGCUCAUGAAAUUGUUGUACGCAACUAUUGA
This is a messenger RNA of Cylindrotheca closterium, 474 nucleotides long. The record is from the annotation of a GenBank genome assembly. Lineage: Eukaryota; Bacillariophyta; Bacillariophyceae; Bacillariales; Bacillariaceae.